AUGGACCAGCAACUAAUUGCACAACAAAUGAACGGCAAUCCUGUCUCGCUGGGCUCUCAAGAGGUUUCGUCGUUGGAAGCCCGUUUUGCGCAAGAGAAUGCAGAGACUUGGAUUGCAAUCGGAACCUGUGCAGAUACCAUCGGCAAUGUCGAGAAAGCCGUUGAGGCUUUCUCUACAGCGUUACGGUACACGCCAAAUAACCCAAAAGCUUUGACGCAGCUGGCCAAUGUUUACAGAACUCGGGACGCCUUCGCCGAGGCCGCAGAUCUGUAUCGCAGAGCCCUGUCUCUGGACCAGAACAACGGUGAAACAUGGGGUCUUCUCGGACACUGUUACCUGAUGUUGGAUGACCUGCAAUCCGCCUACACCGCUUAUCAGCAGGCGCUUCUCAAUCUGCAAAACCUGAGCGUUCCAAAGUUGUGGCACGGAAUAGGCAUUUUGUACGACAGAUACGGCUCCUUGGAGUAUGCAGAGGAGGCGUUUGUUCGGGUUUUAGAAAUGGACCCUCAAUUCGACAAGGCCAACGAGAUUUACUUCCGGCUCGGAAUCAUCUACAAGCUUCAGGGCAAAUUGUCCAAGGCCCUUGAGUGCUUCAAUUACAUACUCUCCAUGCCUCCGGCUCCUCUGACCCAGACCGAUGUUUGGUUCCAGAUGGGGUCGGUUUUGGAGCAGAACAGAGACUACAACGGCGCCAAGGAGGCGUAUGAGCGCGUGUUGCAGAGCAACCCGAAUCACUCCAAGGUUUUGCAACAACUGGGAUGUCUGUACUCGCAGCAGGAGGCUCCAUUCCACGACUUCGACGUGGCCCAGCAGCUGCUGAGACAGUCGAUUGAACUCAACAACGCAGACGCCCACUCCUGGUACUACCUUGGCCGUGUUUACAUGUCUAAGCAGGACUAUCCGAACGCUUACGAGGCCUUCCAACACGCCGUCAAUAUCGACUCGAGAAACCCAACGUUCUGGUGCUCUAUCGGCGUUUUGUACUACAAAAUCAGCCAGUACAAGGACGCGCUGGAUGCCUACACCAGAGCCAUCCGUCUCAAUCCUUAUCUGUCCGAAGUCUGGUACGAUCUCGGUACGUUGUACGAGACGUGCAACAACCAGAUCGGGGAUGCUCUCGACGCCUACCACCGCGCGGCGUCUCUCGAUCCAAGCAACCCACACAUCCAAGAAAGACUCAUGCAGCUCACAAAGUACCAGAAAGAAGGCGGUGCGCCACCUCCGCCUCCUCAAAGCCAUCACCAGCUGAGUAUGCCUACCCAGCAACAGGUGCUCCAGCAGCAACAGCAACAGCAACAACAAGAACAGCAACAGGCUGCAGGGCCUGCACCGGGGCAGCUCAAAGUUGGCCAGCCGUCGGCCACUGUGAACGCGAAGGUGGCUGAAAGAGAGACGACACCCGAACCGGAGAGGAGUAAUGGCGUCAAGCGAGAAGCAGUGGAGCCACCAGAGGAACCGCACAAGAAACAGAAAGUGGAGUCUGCCGAGCCCGUUGACGCUACCGAGUCGGCCACCUCGGCCACUCCGAGAGAGCUCUCAGAGCCUGCCCAACAUGUUCCACCCGCUCAACCUGCUGAGUCUGACGAGCCCGCAAAGACAGAGGAGCCUACGAUCGAACUGAAGCCGAUGGAAAAGGAAGAGGUGGAUGAGUUGAAGAAGUCGUCGGAAGAAGUGAAGGAGCAAGAGGUGCAGCGGGCUGUUUCAAGCGAAGCUCCUGUGCGGAAGAUUGAGGAGGAAGACGAUUACGACGACGAAGACGAAAGAGACGAGAACGACGAGAACGACGAGAACGACGAGCAAGAGGAAAAGGCGGAGGAGAGGGCCAGCGAGCCUGCCGAUGUGGAACAGAGUAGAGAGGAGCCAGCAGAAGCUAGAGACGAAAUACGCCUGCCGCAGCCGGAUGUGGAGAACACCAAGCCUGAGACUCCAGCCGACGCAACAGAUUAA
Ogataea angusta is the source of this 1947-nucleotide messenger RNA. RefSeq lists its product as uncharacterized. Bases 1 to 1947 code for a protein of 648 amino acids. Lineage: Eukaryota; Fungi; Ascomycota; Pichiomycetes; Pichiales; Pichiaceae. The transcript has a single exon. Gene Ontology annotation, molecular function: chromatin DNA binding; RNA polymerase II cis-regulatory region sequence-specific DNA binding; protein binding. Gene Ontology annotation, biological process: regulation of gene expression. The record is from RefSeq and is a predicted model, not a curated record.